Messenger RNA from Diabrotica balteata, 786 nucleotides. NCBI's taxonomy places the organism in Eukaryota, Metazoa, Arthropoda, Insecta, Coleoptera, Chrysomelidae. The record is from the annotation of a GenBank genome assembly.
AUGGAACAUUCGCUUUUUUAUCUAUCCAAUAUUCCUAUUCGACUAUUUAGCGUUGUGGAUAGUGAAUUCGUCACUUUUUGCGCCUUCGUCGCUGUAGCCAAAGCCGGCAUCUACGGUGAAACUUACUCAGCUCCACUUAGUUAUGCUGCUCCAGUAGCUAAAGUUGCCUACUCAGAAGCUCCUGCUGUCUCAUACUCCAGUGUAUCAGCCCCAGUAGCCUACGCCGCCCCCGCCAUCGCUAAAGUAGCUGCUCCAGUUUCAUACGCCGCUCCACAACUCUCAUAUGCCGCUCCAGCCCUCUCGUAUGCCGCUCCAGCACUUAAAGUAGCUGCUCCAGUACAUUACGCCGCCCCAGCAUUGAAAGUAGCUGCUCCAGUCGCUUAUGCCGCCCCAAUCGCUAAAGCCGUCUAUGCUGAACCAUCUGCACCAGCUCACUACGAUUUCGGAUAUGCCGUAAGCGACCCCCACACCGGAGACAGCAAAAGCCAACAAGAAUCUCGCCAUGGGGAUGUCGUCCAAGGAAGCUACUCCCUAAUUGAAGCCGAUGGCAGCAAACGUACCGUAGAAUACACCGCCGAUCCCCACAACGGUUUCAACGCUGUUGUACACAAAGAACCAGCUGCAGUAGCUGUCAAAGCCGUUGCACCACUCGUAGCUAAGGUAGCCUCCCCUUACGCUUACGCUCAACCAGCUCUUAAGGUAGCAGCUCCCAUUGCUUAUGCCCAACCUGCCCUUAAAGUUGCCUCUCCUCUUUCCUACGCCUCUCCAUUGGCCCACUACCACUAA